AUGGAUAUACGUCCGGAAAUGGACAUCAACCUGGCAUCUCAGUCACAGCCAGCUUCAAUCCAGCCCGAAUCACAAACCACAAAGCCAAGCGACUCACAUCAAAAAGAGUCGGAAUUAUCUCACCCAUGUGACGAUGCCGCUAAGGCAGAAACAGGUUCUAUAAUGACUGACAACCUCGGCGACCAAGAGGUCCUGAGCAAUCAGGACACCAUCAAUUACCGGACAUGUAGCUGGCAAAAGGUAGGACGCCGAGAUAAAGAAUAUCUCAUUUUCAAACAUUUGCUCAAUCAAUCAAUCUUCGCAGACGGCCGCCUUGCUAUUUUCAGAAUACAUCUGCAUAGCCAUUAUGUCGUUUCCCUGGUCAUAUUCGGUUCUUGGGCUUAUACCUGGGCUGCUGUUGACGCUGGCUAUCGCGAUGAUAGUGCUUUAUACAUCGUUGACAAUAUGAACGAAGAGGAAUUAAGCAAUAUGCAGGAGAUUUUGCCUGCGACACCCGGAAGUUCGCGACGUUUGCGAUAUCAGCAAAAUCUUGUUCUUCGACUCCGAUAUCGUCUGGCACUCCAUUGUCUAGUCGGAGCCGAGUAUCUAAACACAGUCACAGGCCAUCCAUUCUGCACAGUUGCCUUGGCCCUCAUCACAGCGAUUGUAUCAUUCUUCUGCUCUCUCCCCCGAACAUUCGGCACACUAUCAAAAAUUGGAACACUAUCAGCAAUAGCCACAUUCAUCUCCAUCCUCCUGGCGAUAAUAUUCGCCGGAAUCCAAGACCACCCCUACGGCUGGACCGAAGCAUCCGGCGACCCCGUCAUCCGCAACUUCCCAGCACCAGGCACGACAUUCGUGCAAGGAAUGAGCGCCUUCCUAAACAUAAGCUUCACAUUCAUCGGCCAAAUCACCAUCCCCAGCUUCAUCGCCGAAAUGAAGGAGCCAGAAGACUUCUGGAAAUCCGUCGCAGCCGUCACAAUCGCGGAAAUAAUUCUCUUCACCGUCGUCGGCGCUCUGAUCUACGUCUUCGUCGGCAAUCAAUACAUGACAUCGCCAGCCUUCGCCUCAUUAGGAAACGACAUCUACAUGAAAAUAUCCUUCUCGUUCAUGGUCCCCACGCUCAUAUUUCUGGGCGUGCUGUACGCAUCUGUCUCGGCUAGAUUCAUCUUCUUUCGAAUGUUUGACGGAACGCGUCAUAAAGCUAAUCACACAUUUAUCGGCUGGGCUAGUUGGGCAGCUAUCCUCCUAUUUCUCUGGACAGUGGCGUGGAUUAUUUCAGAAGUUAUUCCGUUCUUCACGAAUCUGCUAUCGAUUAUGAGCGCGAUCUUCGGCUCAUAUUUUGGAUUUAUUCUUUGGGGGUUUGCUUGGAUUCGGAUGCGGAGGGCUGAUCAGAGUUAUCUUUUGAAGAGGCAGAGUUUUCGGCAUUGGGUUGAGUUGGUUUUUAACGUGGGUAUUAUUUGCAUUGGGCUUUUGUUUUUGGGCCCUGGCACUUAUGCAUCGGUGCAAUCUGUUGUUGAUAGUUAUAGAUCUGGUGGAUUUGGUCAGGCUUUCUCUUGUGCUAGUAAUGCAUUGCACUGA
Penicillium manginii is the source of this 1560-nucleotide messenger RNA. Its product is annotated as neutral amino acid permease. The record is from RefSeq and is a predicted model, not a curated record. The transcript is spliced from 4 exons. Gene Ontology annotation, biological process: amino acid transmembrane transport. NCBI's taxonomy places the organism in Eukaryota, Fungi, Ascomycota, Eurotiomycetes, Eurotiales, Aspergillaceae. The coding region runs from base 1 to 1560 and encodes 519 amino acids. Gene Ontology annotation, molecular function: amino acid transmembrane transporter activity. Gene Ontology annotation, cellular component: vacuolar membrane.